CUCAACAUACCUGAACAAUAUUUUCGAAUAAACAUAUUUUUUUAAACGAUUUUCUGCAAUUAACAAAUAUCAAUGAAUUUUCAUGUAAAUCAUAAAAUAGAUUUUGAUCGAGCAACAAUGUUGGAUAUUUCGGAAGCCUCCAAUAGGAAUGAAUUUACAAUGAGUUCAUCGGUAACCGAAACCCAUCCAAUUUCGAUGGAACACAACAGACGUUUGGUGAACGAAAUGAUUGACUACAUAUUCGAUGAACGCAGGGGAACCUGUGAAGUAUCUUCCUCACAAUGCUCCAGUUUGAAAUUACAACCUUCGGAAUAUAGUUAUGAUAAACGUCUUAAGUAUUGGAAGGAUGUAUUGAAGGAACGUGAGAAAUUGUCUCUAAAAAUUAAUGAACAAACUGAAAAGAACCAAUCGGAUAUUUUAUAUAAUCGUUUGGCUACAGUAGAUGAGAGAGAUAAGCAUACCAUUAAACGUUUAAUGGAUUAUGCACAGAGAUUGAAUCCUUCGAGUUUAAGUGCCAGGCAGCCUUCAAUAUUACCGGAAAAAUGUAAUGGAAUUAUGCCAGAACUGCAAGAAACUUUACCACAAACAGAAAGGCAAGAAAAGGCUACAAUUGAAAUUAGUGGUUUGCCCAAGGUUGCCCAACAGGAAUUGUUAGGAAAACCAAAUCGCCAGGGUUGCAAGAAACCCUCUAGUUGGUUAAAAUCGAAGCAUUUGGAAAAUCGCAUAGAGGAAAUACGCGAUGAUAUAGAACGGGUUAUAGAAUAUUAUCCCGAUAUUGAUAAUCUUCAAAUUGUGGGCGAGAGUUUAUUAAGAACCCAACUAAACGAACACAAUUCCGAAAUACAAAUAAUAUCCUCUAAGGAAAUUUGCCAAAUUUCCACAGAUACAAUUAUUGAAAGUAAUGAAAAUGUAUGUCAAGUGCCGAAAAAUAUUAAAAACAAUUCGCAGGCCAUUGAUUAUGGUUUUAAAAUUAACGAUCAAAUCAUUUCAAUGGACAAUAAACGUUGUAGCCGUAGUUUUCAAACAUUUACACAGUUUUCAUGUUUUCCAUUUGAAACUGAACGUAAAAAGAUUUUAACUAUACAAAAUAUUGGGCGAAAAGUGUUGACUUUUGAAUGGGCUCAUCGUUCUUUUUACGAUAAAAAUUCUACUCUUUUGAAAUGUUGGGACAAUGAGUUUUUCUUUGAUAAUACGCCCUUUCGCUUGUGCAGCGGAGAAGUGCAAGAAAUAUGUGUUCUGUUUCAGCCAAGGCAAGUUAAUAUUGUCAAAACUAAAUGGAUUUUAAAAGUAAAACCCACCUUCUUUAGUCGCAAAUUAGAUGGUAUUGUUAUGCGUUUAAGUGGUCAGUGUGCUGCACCUCCAGAAUACCAGCAAAAAUUAAAUGAGCUACAAAGAGAUGUUAUUGAAAAAUCAAAUAAGAAAUUGAUAAAUAAUUUAACCACUGGCUUAAGUAUUCUGGCUGCAGAUAUGCCGCCCUGCGACUAUGCUUGUCCUUAUCAACGUUCCUUAAAUGAAAUGGAACUAUUUGAGCAACUGAAUUCUGGUUUUAAAUGUGAGAGAUAUCAUGAUUUGGAACUAUUAAAAGAUCUUUAUAGACGUGCUAAGAAACCCCGUGAAAAACUGUGGGACUUACAAGUGAAUACAUUGAAAAGUAUAAUUUUAAAAAUACCCCAAGCGGAAACUCGUGCCUUAAUGUUUCAUGAACUUUCUGGUAUAUUAGAAUCAAUGAAGGGCAAGAGUAUAGAUUUAGAAAUUAAAAUUUUUAACAAUCCCGAAAGAAAUCGUACACGUUUGCUGUAUGUACGAGGUAUAAUCUCCACGAUCAUAGAAGAUUGGGUAGAUUUAGUAAGUACAAUAGAAAAAUCAUUUUACCAAACUAGUCUUCAAGUGUUAAAUGAUAAACGGGCAGACAAAGAAUUCGAAAAUGAUGAAAGUAAAAAUACUUUAAAUAUACUACAAGAUGAGAUCGAAAAACGUCAAUAUAUUUUAGAAAAACGUGUACACAAACUCAAAUCUUAUCGUGAUGCUUUAUAUAUGCAAACCUAUACAUUAUUGUGUGAUUUUGCGGAAAAUCUUGUCAAUAUUAUUCAAAGCACUGAUGCAAUAUAAAUUAAUGUUCUAUGU
Messenger RNA from Calliphora vicina (urban bluebottle blowfly), 2124 nucleotides. RefSeq lists its product as uncharacterized. The transcript has a single exon. Bases 73 to 2109 code for a protein of 678 amino acids. Lineage: Eukaryota; Metazoa; Arthropoda; Insecta; Diptera; Calliphoridae. The record is from RefSeq and is a predicted model, not a curated record.